ACGGAGAGAACCGGGAGCCCCCUGCGGGGACCCGGAACUGUCUGAAUGAGAACUUUACUCCGAAGGUGAUGGUUCCUUUCUCCACUUAGAUCUGCUACGAUGGCAUCUGAUGACUUUGAUAUAGUUAUUGAAGCCAUGCUGGAGGCUCCUUAUAAAAAAGAAGAGGAUGAGCAGCAAAGCAAAGAGGUUAAAAAGGAUGGCUCUCGCAACCCCACUGACAGCACCAGCAACAGUGGGACCAGUGGGAGCAGCAGCGCUAGCGGGGAGGCAAACAAGAAGAAGAGGAGGAGUCGAAGCCAUAGUAAAAGCAGAGACAGAAAGUGCAGCCGUAGUCGAGAUCGGGAUCGGCAUAGAUGGAGAAACAGUCGGAGUCGAAGUAGAGAUCGGCAGCGUCAUCACCAUAGCUGGGAUCAUAGGCAUAGUAGUGAGUCCCGAAGUCGGGACCGACGUCGGGAGGAUCGUUUGCGCCACAGGAGUCCACCACUUGCCACUGGGCGUCGAUAUGGACACAGUAAGAGUCCUCACUUCAGAGAGAAGAGCCCUGUCAGGGAGCCAGCUGAUAAUCUGAGUCCUGAGGAGCGUGAUGCUCGCACUGUAUUCUGUAUGCAGUUAGCUGCCCGUAUUCGACCUCGAGACCUGGAGGACUUUUUCUCUGCUGUUGGCAAGGUUCGUGAUGUGCGUAUUAUCUCAGAUCGGAACUCACGUCGCUCUAAGGGUAUCGCCUAUGUGGAAUUCUGUGAAAUCCAGUCUGUGCCGCUGGCAAUCGGGCUGACUGGGCAGCGGCUGCUGGGCGUGCCGAUCGUUGUACAGGCCUCCCAGGCUGAGAAAAACCGACUGGCAGCCAUGGCCAACAACCUGCAGAAGGGCAGCGGUGGCCCAAUGCGCCUCUAUGUGGGCUCCCUGCACUUCAAUAUCACCGAGGACAUGCUCCGGGGCAUCUUUGAGCCCUUUGGCAAAAUUGAUAAUAUUGUUCUGAUGAAGGACUCAGAUACAGGACGCUCUAAAGGUUAUGGUUUCAUUACGUUCUCUGACUCCGAAUGUGCCCGGCGUGCUCUGGAACAAUUGAAUGGCUUUGAGCUUGCUGGUCGACCUAUGAGGGUUGGCCAAGUAACUGAGCGACCGGAUGGUGGCACAGACAUCACUUUCCCUGAUGGGGACCAGGAGCUGGAUCUGGGAUCAGCUAGUGGACGUUUACAGCUCAUGGCCAAAUUGGCAGAAGGCUCUGGAAUCCAGCUGCCAACCACAGCUGCUGCUGCUGCUGCUGCCGCUGCCGCCACCACCCAAGCUGCUGCCUUGCAACUGAAUGGAGCCAUUCCUUUGGGGGCCCUGAACCCAGCGGCUCUAACUGCAUUAAGUCCAGCCCUGAACCUUGCCUCCCAGGCAAUUGCUUCCCAGUGCUUCCAGCUUUCCAGCCUCUUCACCCCCCAGACCAUGUAAAUCAGUGGCACAGAACACUGCCUCCCUGUGCCUCUGGGUCCUGCCAUUCCCCUCUCCAAAUCUACCCUUCCACGGCUCCCUCUCAAUUCUGUGGACCAAGCCAUCUUGAGGGCAUGGACAUUGACUCUGGGCGAAUUGGGGCCACCCUUAGACACCAAGAAGAGCUCCUUCCCCUGGCCCCACUGGGAAUGGACUCUGCUGAGCAAAGCCGCUAAUCAAAGAGCACAGAAUCUCCACGUACAUUGGAUACUUGUCUCUCCGUAUCUUGUCUUCUGGAUUUAUUGCCCUUCCCAGCCACCUCUUAGUGACGCCUCCAUUCCUCCCCCACUGGGAAAGCCAUAGGGCAUUAACUGAAGGAGCUAACCUCUACUUUUCCUCUCCCUUUACCCUGCAAUCUGUCAAGGAAAAACCCUUAAGGCUUCUGGUCCAAGAAGACUUUGGAUUUUGGGGGGUGAACCUUAAAGGUGCUGACUUGUUGCUGUGAAAGGACGCUGGAAGAUCACAUGGACAUUUUGAAGCCUGCCUUAGAACUCAGCUUGGGGCCAGAACUACUACUGUGAACUCAGCAUCUGGCUGGGAGGUGUGGGCGCUAUCCUUUCAGGAACUUUAGAUGUUUAGGGGCAUUCAAGAGUUUAGUGAAAAUGGGAUACCUUUCCAAAAUCUUCCAUCUUCCUUUCUAUAAUUGUCCUUCCUUUGGCCAAGGGGGAGGAUGGAGGUGAGGCUGCUACUCUCCACCACUUCCCAUGUGCCUCUACCUUGGGCUUAACCCCCACUGUAAAAGCUGCUCCCGUCCCCUACAUGGGUACAUGUGACUCCUCCUCACUGGAUUUUAUACCCUGUGUCUCUGUACAUAAAUAUGUAUACAUAUAUAUAUAUAAACUUUGUAUAAAAGGCCAGCCCUGCUGUUGUGGUAGCUGCUGCCCACAUCUGUGUCGUCUCAGUGUUUCUGUCUGAUGUUAACUUCUUAUAAGCCGAAAACAUGAAUGGUUCUGGGGAGAUAAAAUGUAACGCCGUUGCGUUUUCUUCCCUUUAUUUUCAUUUUGUUUUAUCUAAACUAUGGAAAGAAAAAUGAACUAAAGGCUCACAACUGGGCAGAGUACCCCAGUUGUGUCUACAUUAUUCCCUGGACCCCAUGCUGUCCUCCGUGUGUCUUCACUUUAACUAGCUCCAAAACUUUGUGCCCAUUGGACACACUUCCAAGACCUGUGUGUGCCUCAGGACAGACCUUGUCUUUCCACUAGAUGGCAGUGUGACAGUAGCACAUUCUGCACCUUCCUCUAGGGGUGUUUCAUAAGCUUGAGUUUAGAAACAGAAAAGUCUUCCUAAGCUCACCCUUCUUUCCAUUGGCCUCUUCUUUCCAUUGGCUUCAGCCGUCUUUGUUGCAGCAAUCCAAGUCCAGUAUCUGAGGACGUUUGGGCAUUAUACAUCAGGUCUCCCCUGGCUUGGCGGCUACUGUUGUUC
Talpa occidentalis (Iberian mole) is the source of this 2898-nucleotide messenger RNA. RefSeq names its product RNA binding motif protein 23 (gene RBM23). Gene Ontology annotation, molecular function: RNA binding. The record is from RefSeq and is a predicted model, not a curated record. The transcript has 15 exons. Gene Ontology annotation, biological process: mRNA processing. The coding region runs from base 100 to 1437 and encodes 445 amino acids. Lineage: Eukaryota; Metazoa; Chordata; Mammalia; Eulipotyphla; Talpidae. Gene Ontology annotation, cellular component: nucleus.